CUUUCUCAAUACAUCUAAUCCCGCUUCAUGUUUUCUCUUUUAUCAACCAAGAAAUGAAAAUGUGAGAGAGAAAUAAAAUAAUUUAAAGUCAUCAUUAGACUUUAAAAAACAACCUCGUAGCUUCCAGACACAUACACACAACAAAGCCCAUAACUUUGAGUGGCCCAAAUCAUUUUUGCUCACUACAACAAAGCUCCCUUAAAACACUUUCCUCUCAAAACAAGUCUCAGCAAUGGCAACUCGUCCACUCGUUCUUGUCUCCACCACAAGAGCGACCCUUCAUCUCCUUCUCCAAUCUCCAAAGAGAUCCUUCACUUCGUUUUUAUCAUCUCCCGCCGUGAGAAGCUCCAGUACGAGAUGCGUAAGCGCCGUUUUGUCUCGUGGAGAGUCUACCACGCCGUCGUUGAUUUACGGCAACGGAGUUUUCAGGGCUUCUGGGUUUGGUGCUGUUAACAUUCGCAGCCGGAAUCUGAGUACUAGAUCCUCUCAAAUCAACGAUGCUGGGUCGAUUGAUCAAACCCUUAUGCAAUCCAUGGAGCAAAAGAUCAAAGAACAAUUGAAUGCAGAGUCUGUUUCUGUCAAGGAUAUGUCUGGAGAUGGUCGCCACGUUUGCAUCAAUGUGGUAUCAUCGGCUUUUGAGGGACAAUCUGCAGUGAACAGACAAAGGAUGGUCUACAAAGCCAUUUGGGAGGAGCUUCAGAACGUAGUUCAUGCCGUUGAUCAAAUGACAACAAAGACUCCUUCCGAAGUUUGAAGCUUCAAGUUUUUAAUGACACGAAGCCAAAUCUAUUAUUUGAACAGCGGACAAAGCUGUUUUGUUUUAUCAAAAACAAAUUUGGAUGUUUAUUUUUGUUGUUGAUGUUGGUGUGUUAUCCGACUACGUGACAUUGAUACACUAAAAUUGGAUCUUUGCUACUGUCAAGUUAACAGUAUAGUUGUAAUAUCUUUAGAUUCAAUUCCAGAAGACCGGUUCACAUUUUA
Molecule: messenger RNA, 981 nt
Organism: Brassica napus (rape)
Lineage: Eukaryota; Viridiplantae; Streptophyta; Magnoliopsida; Brassicales; Brassicaceae
Product: protein BOLA4, chloroplastic/mitochondrial-like
Exons: 3
Coding region: 233-754 (173 amino acids)
Source: RefSeq, a predicted model, not a curated record